GCACGGGCUGGGCGGGACUAAAAAACACACAUACACACGAACCCAGGUAUAAAAAUGUGCGUGCGUACUUCUCCGGCAUCACACGAUUCGGUGUCUUGUUACUGCGUAUACUCGAACACCAUGGAGCUGAGGACAGUGUGGCUGCUCCUGGCGAUGCUGUGGGCUGUGAGCGCAAGACCCCAGCAGGAGAGUACUGAGGGAACGCCGGGAGAGGCUCCAGGUCCUCCUCUACCAGAGGGUAUCAAUGCGUUGCUCAUUCGCACCUCAGUUCGCCUGAUGUGCGCGGGCAAGGAGGUUCCAGACUGCGAAAAUUUGGCGACGACCUGCUUGACGGAAUACGGACUGGGUUCAGACGCUGAUGUCGACUUUGAAACGGCUUGCCAAGGGAAGAACCAGUUAUUAUGCUACACUAAGAUCUCCGAGUGCAUUGACCUCCUCUCCGUGGCGCCUUCAGCUGGACAGAUACUAGUCUCCGAGGUGUGUUCGGGCAAGGACGCAACAGACUGCAUACAAGAAACAGUACAGUGCAUGUCCCUACUGUAUCCAGGGGCAGAAGGAAGCAGCGCGUGUCCUCCGACGGGUUCUCCCCCAACUGGAAGCGCGCCCGACACCGCAUGCACAGCAAACGUUCUAAAAUGCAUUGAGCUCCUGCUGCCGGAGGAAGGGACCGUGCCAGCAACGCCUCCUACUCCUGAAAUUACCGAAGUCGUGCCUUCGUCUGCGACCUCUGAAACUCCAGCCGAAGAAUUGGCGGCGCUGACCCAAACCUUGAUAGUAAUAACGACGUGUCGGUCAAGUGCCCUCCCGAACUGUCAGGCCCAGAUGAAACAAUGCUUGCCCUUAUUUGGUUUCGGUUCCAACUCAAGCGCAAGCUCGUCGAUUUUGGACGUGAUCUGCAAGGGCACAGUGACUGCGGAAUGCCUGAAUACAGUGGAGACCUGCUCUGACAUAGCAUCUCAAGUGGCUGGCUCAUCGGGAGAUCUCACCGAAGUGGUGUGUGACCGCCUGAGUGUGCCUAACUGCCUCUUUAAGACUGUGAAGUGUCUCGGUAUAUCGGGUAUAUCGGGAGCUGAACCGGAUCUUAGUCUCUGUGCUGACAAUAGUACCUGUUAUGCCGAAAUGAGAGAUUGCGUACAACACUUCAAGAGCGCGGUGAGUGCUUUAACUCCUGAGGCUUCACAAGGCUUCGUGCCAGAGGAGUCACAGAGCUCCGUGCCAGGUGUGCCACAGAAUACCGUGCCAGAGGAGUCACAGAGCUCCGUGCCAGGUGUGCCACAGAAUACCGUGCCAGAGGAGUCACAGAGCUCCGUGCCAGGUGUGCCACAGAAUACCGUGCCAGAGGAGUCACAGAGCUCCGUGCCAGGUGUGCCACAGAAUACCGUGCCAGAGGAUUCACAGAGCUCCGUGCCAGGGAGGACUGAGAAUGAAGCAUCGAACACAGACCCUAUCGGCUUCAUCGCUGGGGUUGCCAACAACAUCUUAAUUCUCCAGUUCUGCGCCGGGAAGGAGAAGGAACUGACCAAUUGCCACGCAGAUGUAGUCGAGUGUAUGUUCGAGCUCCUGAUUCCCCCUCCUGGCUUUGGUCCGCGUUUGGAUAAUGAGACGAUCUGCGAGGCGGGUCUUGACGCAGAAACCUGUGCCAAGAAGCAGAACUGCCUCGUCUUAUAUUCUCCAAAGCCUAAUGCUGUAGACCUUCUACCUCAAGAAAUCUGCCGCGAUCGCAACGUCUCGAACUGCGAGGACAGAGCCGUGUUGUGUCUGGAGAUAUCCGGGAUUGCGGACUUGAGCAGGUCUCUGAUCGGCCUUCCAGAUGAGCUUCCGGAGGGGCCUCACGCUUCCCCGCAGGCAUCGGCGAUAGAACCUGCCGUGUCCUCUGAGGCGACGAUUCCCGAUACACCCACAGGAGCGGGUGAAGCUUUACUCGGGUCUUCGCCGAGUUCCGGCCUGGAUGCGAUACCUGAGGGUUUUGACAUAACAACAUGUCUGGAAGUCUUAUCGCCUAGACCCAUAUUGAGAAAAGAAUCAACGACGAUCACGAAGGAACCAGGAUCACCUUCACCUUCGAGAGGACCUUUAUCCACAACAACAAAUCCACCUGUAUCCACAACCACCAGACGACCAGGAUCCUCUUCACCUUCGAGAGGACCUUUAUCCACGACCACAAAUCCACCAGUAUCCACAACCACCAGACGACCAGGAUCCUCUUCACCUUCGAGAGGACCUUUAUCCACAACAACAACUCCACCAGCAUCCACAACCACCAGACAACCAGGAUCCUCUUCACCUUCGAGAGGACCUUUAUCCACAACAACAAAUCCACCAGCAUCCACAACCAGGGAAGAACCAGGGUCACCAUCACCCUUGAGAGACCCAGCCACACCAACACCCACAAGGGGAUCCGCGCAGUUUAUUUUUUCUGGCGUGGUUGAGGAGGAGGAGGACACGCCGGCGGCCGAGAUCCUGUGUCCCAAGGGCGGGCUGGAGUGCAUCAGGAAAGCCGAAGCGUGUCUUGAAAGGCUAAAACCAGACGAGUUCUUUAUCCGGCAGUUAUUCAGUUGCAAUGCAGAAGUUGGCCGUAGACGGAAGAACUGCAUGAGACCGGCCAUGGAAAGCCUCUUGAAGAAAGUCGACGACCGAAGGCUUCAGACCACCAUGAUUGAAGCCUUUCCUAUCUGCUUCGAAGAACAUGACUUUGAGGGCAUCCGACUGUGCGAAGCGAGAACGUGCAUGGAAGUCGAAACACCGUGAGAUGAGGAACUUCGUGGCUUCAGAAACCGCUUCAUGCCUGCAAUUGAUCAGUUUGCUUCAAUUUCGGAAUGAGAGAGAGAGAGAGAAAGAGAGAGAUAGAUUGAGUGAGAGAGAAAGAGAGAGAGAUAGAGAGAGAGAGAGAGAAUGAGAGAGAGAGAGAGAGAGAAAGAGAGAGUAUACCGUGUACAUAAGCACGAUUUGCGUAAGCCAUAGACCACGUGGCUGUUUGCCAUGUGGCUCGAAGUCUAGUUAAGAACAAGCGCCUCAAGCGAGGACUUAGAUGAUGAAUAUAUCUGACCUCGUCUGACCCCUCAGUACAUGUCUAGCGGUCGACGUGGUAAGGUCUAGCCCCUUGCCUCCACAGGGCUGGUUGGCGGACCCACGACCCCCGCACUCAGCGUUUACCCAAGACUCGUCGCAUGUUCCCUUCACCGUAUAGUACUCUUCAUUAAUAAAGAGUCAAGCCGUUAUAGAACUACGACUACCCCUGCAAACCACUAUCUAAGGUUCUAUAGCCUUUUACAGAGAGAGAGAGAGAGUUAAGAAAGAAAAAAAGAGAAAUUCUCAUCUGUGAAAGAAAUAAAAUUAAUUGUAAAUGUAUAAUAAAACUGUCCCCAAGACUGGA
Messenger RNA from Penaeus chinensis, 3373 nucleotides. Its product is annotated as mucin-5AC-like. NCBI's taxonomy places the organism in Eukaryota, Metazoa, Arthropoda, Malacostraca, Decapoda, Penaeidae. Bases 55 to 2748 code for a protein of 897 amino acids. The record is from RefSeq and is a predicted model, not a curated record. The transcript has 18 exons.